This is a messenger RNA of Eleginops maclovinus (Patagonian blennie), 5921 nucleotides long. RefSeq names its product leucyl-tRNA synthetase 2, mitochondrial (gene lars2). NCBI's taxonomy places the organism in Eukaryota, Metazoa, Chordata, Actinopteri, Perciformes, Eleginopidae. Gene Ontology annotation, molecular function: leucine-tRNA ligase activity; ATP binding; aminoacyl-tRNA deacylase activity. Gene Ontology annotation, cellular component: mitochondrion. The transcript has 21 exons. Bases 155 to 2872 code for a protein of 905 amino acids. The record is from RefSeq and is a predicted model, not a curated record. Gene Ontology annotation, biological process: mitochondrial translation; leucyl-tRNA aminoacylation.
GGCGGCGCCUGUGGCGAAGUCGUGAUCCCAGAAACAGGUCAUUUAUAUCUCAUUUAAAACCUGAGUACGCCAUUAAUAACAUGGACUAUUGGAUUUAUGUCAUUACGAUCAUAACGCGGAAAUAAAGGACCUGGAAAUAAAACAGUGAGCAAGCAUGCAGGCGUCAGUGAGAAGGCUGGCUCUUUUCCCCCUGGGUGCUGCCCGGUCCAGCCUGAUAAGGGGAGCUCUCCUGAGCCCAGCGGCCCGCCUCCUCUCCCCCAGCACUCGCAUGCUGCUCAGUGAGACGGGAGAGUGGGAGAAGGACUACAAAACAGAGACCCGACGCAAAGUGGAAGACUGGUGGCACCCACGAAUUAUGGCACAGUGGAGCAAGGAUGCACUGAAGGAGAGUUCGGAGAAGAAGAAGUUUUAUGUACUCUCCAUGUUUCCGUACCCAUCAGGGCGACUGCACAUGGGCCACGUGCGAGUGUACACCAUCAGCGACACCAUCGGCCACUUCCAGAGAAUGAGAGGCCAUCAGGUGUUGAAUCCAAUGGGUUGGGAUGCUUUUGGACUUCCGGCCGAAAAUGCAGCCAUUGAGCGAGGUCUCGACCCUGAGGAGUGGACUAAGAGUAAUAUUCUGUCCAUGCGGGAGCAGCUGGACAGCCUCGGUCUUUGCUUCAACUGGGAUCGGGAAGUCACCACUUGCCUUCCAGACUACUACAGGUGGACGCAGUAUCUGUUUGUCAAGCUCUUUGAAGCAGGACUGGCGUAUCAGAAGGAGGCUGUGGUGAACUGGGACCCUGUUGAUCAGACCGUGCUGGCUGAUGAACAGGUGGAUGAAAAUGGUCGCUCCUGGAGAUCUGGCGCCCUGGUGGAACAGAAGCUGCUCACACAAUGGUUCAUCAAGACUACAAACUAUGCCAAGCCGCUGCUGGACGCCCUGGCAGACCUGCCAGAGUGGUACGGUGUCAAAGCCAUGCAGGCAAACUGGAUUGGAGAGUGCACCGGCUGCUACUUCGAUUUCAAACUCAAGGUGAACGGGGAAGACACGGGGGAAACCCUGUCUGCCUACAGCUCCUCUCCAGAGACGGUGUUUGGAGCAGCUUAUCUUGCCAUCCUGCCCUCCCACAGACUUCUGCACGGUAGCAGCGCAGUCCGCUCGGCCCUGGAGAAAUCCUUCCAGCCAGGCAGAGACUCCCUUACAGAAGUCACUGCUUGCAACCUUUUUACCGGCCACGAGGUUCCCCUGGUCAUCUCACACAAGGAGGCUUUUGAUGGCUAUCUGGAUACCGUGAUCGGUAUCCCAGACUGUAGUGAGGAGGAUCUUUCUGUGGCCAGAGCUCUGAAUCUGAGCUGGAAGACAGUGCUGAAAAUUGACAAAGACGGGACACAAACUCUGAUCAACUCUGAUGAGUUCACAGGACUCACCAUGGAAAAAGCCUUUGACUCCAUUACCCAGAAGGCCAGAGAGCAAAAGAUGGGCGGACACCUCACCAGCUCCAAGCUCAGGGACUGGUUGAUAUCAAGGCAGCGAUACUGGGGCACACCCAUCCCUGUGGUGCAUUGUGGAUCUUGUGGUCCAGUUGCUGUCCCUGAGGAGGAGUUACCUGUUACGUUACCAAAACUGCCGUCCCUCAAAGGAAAGGGCGCUUCACCCUUGGAGGAAGCUCAUGACUGGGUGAACUGCAAGUGUCCCAAAUGUAAGGGCCCAGCGAGGAGGGAGACUGACACCAUGGACACGUUCGUGGACUCGGCCUGGUAUUACUUUAGAUACACAGACCCUCAUAACACAGACAGGCCUUUUGAGCGGCAACUGGUGGAUCACUGGCUUCCAGUGGACGUUUACAUCGGAGGGAAAGAGCACGCUGUCAUGCAUUUAUACUACGCUCGCUUCCUCUGUCACUUCUGCAAGGAUCAGGGUCUUGUCGACCACAGGGAGCCUUUUCGGAAGCUGUUGGUCCAGGGUCUGAUCAAGGGCCAGACUUUCAAAGAGGCGGAGAGCGGCCGGUACCUGAAGAGAGAGGAGAUAGACUUCACAGAUACGGAGCCGGUGAUGCGUGGUGGUGGUGGUGGUAUAGAGGUGACGUGGGAGAAGAUGAGCAAGUCUAAAAACAACGGUCUGGACCCCCAGGAUGUGGUGCAGCAGUACGGCGUUGACACGGUUCGACUCUACAUCCUUUACGCCGCACCACCCGAACAAGACAUCCUCUGGAAUGUCAAGACGGACGCACUCCCUGGGGUUCUGCGUUGGCAGUCUCGGCUCUGGCAACUGGUGACCAAGCUGAGGGGGGCUCGACAAGUCGGAGAUCCCCCCAGUCCCUCCCUGCUGAAAAAGAAAGAGUUGGCAGAGACCAAGAAGAUCUGGGCAAACAAGAACUACGUUAUUCAAGAGGUGACAUCUCAUUUCACAGAGGAGUUCCUCUUCAACGCUGCCAUUUCUCGGCUAAUGGGACUAACCAAUACACUGAGUAGUGCAACAGUCAGGGUGGCGCAGCACAGCGUGGAGUUUGAGGAAGCUCUGGCUGCGCUCGUUAUGAUGACAGCACCUAUGGCCCCUCACCUGGCUUCUGAACUUUGGGCAGGUCUUUGCAAAGUGGAAAACCCCCUUAGCCCUCUCCUGCAGCGUGGAGGAGACGUCCUGCAACAGGUCUGGCCAACUGUAGACCCCGAGUACCUGGAGGUCCCUGACUUUGUGGAGCUGUCUGUACUGAUUAACAACAAGGCCUGUGGAACAGUGACCGUGCCUCUGCAGGUGUCCAAAGAUUCGAAGCAAGUGCAGCAGCUUAUCAUGGAUAGCCCGUUGGUGCAGAAGCAUCUGGGUGGGCGCAGCAUCAAGAGAGCCAUCCUCUCCCCCAGGGCCGCCCUCGUCAACCUCCUCAUUGACGAGUGAUGUUUGGGUGUUCACUGCUACAAAAGAGACAAAAAGAGUUGGACUUUUAUAAACAAUAAGACAAAAGUGAAAGUUAGUUUAAAUUACUUUUCAUAACUUUGAUGUAAAUAUAUCUAAAGAUUUUUUACUUAUACUUCCAGUUUUCAUUACAGAAAUGCCAAAAGAAGUUGGGUUUUUCUUGUCUCUUUAAAGAAUCCUAAUUGAGAUUUGGCACCUGUCCCUUCAGAUAAUUCUUCGGUUUAGCUGGACCCUCUUGACAAUCACACAUGUGCACAAACACAACUUUAGAUUCCAUCCUUCAGAUCUUCACUUUAACCUGUAACUCCAGUUUCUGCAUUGCUCCAAGGAGCUGAACUUCACAUCUACCCGUCUGCUUUGUGCUUGUCUGCUUCACAUCUCGGCUGGGUCACGCAGUCAAGAUCUUCCUCAUCAGUGUUUAUCUCUUCCUCUGCUGCUGUUUCUUGCUGCAGAUAUUUACUGAGUAUUUUACGGAUACAUUUUUGGUCUCUGGAAGUGCUCUACGAACCCUCUCACUAUUAAAAGGUCUAUUCAAGGUCACUUAAGAGCCUCAAGCGGUUGGGGAUUUUUCAGCUUCCCACCCUAUCAUGUUUUUUUUAUGGCUGCACUGUGCCUACUCAUCAGCUCAAUGUCUGUGUCUCAGCAUUUGACCAACAUGACUCAGCCAUCAGCACUGUCUUGGCAGAGCAGCUGCUGCUCUGAAAUGUAUCCAUGUGUACACCCACGGGCCUAUCUUUGAAGGCUUGGUGAGUAAGCAUUUAUUUGAUAUGUACAAGCACUUCCAGUGGUCACAUCGCCUGGAAACCAAGAUUUUCUAUAGCGGUAUAACAAAAGUCUCAUAUUUUGUCUGGUGUCAGCGUAUGAAUGAACAAAACGAAUAUGAUCUCUUUGAAAAGUGAGAUACGCCUGUUGGUUUCGCAAGGUCAACUUCCGCUUGAGGAAGUGCUUUUAUUUUGAUGGUAUAAAGUAAGGAGCAUGUGCCUGAUAAAAUCAUGCUGUAUCACAUAAUGUAAAGCAAAAUAUUUUCAUUAAAACACUAUGAAUAAACAAGGUGCGGACAGAGGGAAUAACAGAACAUUCCCCACAGAGCCCUCUCACCUUUUUUACCAUAUUUCUGUGCGUUAUCUCUGACCAUCAGGUGACAGGAAGAGACUCACAGGAGCCAAAGAAUAACAGGAAGAGAAACCAGGAAUAAGAGGAGGGGAGCAAAGAGCCAACGCAGUGUUGGGUAUUCUCUGUAUUGUUUCAGAUUCCGUGAAUUUGAUCUUAUAGAUGCUGCCACAGCACAAACAGGAACAAGGUGUGUCUAUUUAUUAAGUGUCAAAACGUUCGAGAUGAAUCGUUCAGAAAGGGCCGGUUUAGUCCUACUUUUAAUUUACAGAAACCCAACACUCCAUGAUGAAGCAGUGUGACUGUGUGAGUACCAGCCAAAAAAAGGGGUACCUGGUCUCUUGUCUUCUUAUUAUGUGGGCAAAGCUUUCUCACACACUUUUAAAACUGGCUGUAUGACAUAAUUAAAUCAUGAAAGGUUGUUUUUAAACCCCUGAGCUCUUCCUCUUCUUUUGUUGUUGUAUUUCACACCUUCCUUUUCUACAAUACUUUUAGGAACGGCGGCAGAUAAACAGGGCUGAACCCUGAACUGGUUUGACCAACAAACUGAAUUUGCCGUGUCAUGGAAAAGAUCAACAUUAAAGUGAUACAAUUUGAUAAUUCCAUGAAACACUUCCCAGAUUUUGAAUAAAUAGAUAAGUAGGACAUUACAGAGCAAAAAAUGUGGUCUAAGCUGCUGCAUUUUCUGUAAUAAUUAAUUUUGUCACUUCUGUAACAGCCCUCGAGUUGUUUAACACUUUUUGUCAGCUCUGCAGUUUCCAUGACGACAAGGAUUAUUGAACAGAAACAGAAUUGGUAUGUGACUCACUUUCUCCUCAGACAACAGGAUAUCUUACUCGAUGUGUACAGCAUGAAUUGUCUCUGAUGAUUUAAGAAUAUCACUUUCCUUCCUCUUGAGAAACUGCUGGUGGGUGAAAGGGUGGAGUGCACACAGCAGUGCAGUCACUGUCACCCUCCAUUGCACCAGUUGAGUCCCUGACCAGGCUGUGUGUUCUCACAGGGGGACAUGGAUCAUUAUCUUAGAGCCUGACCUCAAGACGGGUAAUUUGGCAUCCCAGAUUUUUUGUGUGUGUGCUCUUUGAAUAAGCAGAUUUUCACUGGUCCUUUUAUUGUGUUAGGAAUAAAGCUGAACUUGGCUCAUAUGUGAAGGCACCACACUUUCCAAAGUUAUUCAUUUAUUGAGUCUACUUUGCCAAAGUAACAGAGUUAAGUCAUUUUGUCUUUUUCCUAAAUGUGAAUUAGGCCAUAUCCUACGCUGUGCACAUAUGUGACGUGGCUUUUUAAAAAGGGAUCUACAGUAAGCAUAUCUUUAUGAUUGCAUAAAUGAUUGCUUUCUGUGAUUCAGUUGUAUGCCAUAAGGGGUGGCAAUUAUUAUUUUCUCAUGUACUGUAUGUGUUAAUCAGAGAGUCAGUCCCUAAGAAUCUGCUUUAUGAUAUCUGCUGAAACAUAUCUUGAAGUCAUACACAUUAUAAAUGACGUGGAUGCCUCCAGUUCUUUUGAGAUGUGUUUUAGUGUUCAAGUAAAUGUCAAUAUAUCACAACUUCUUGCUCCAUUAAUUCCAAUACUUAUGUAUACCUCCUUUGUAAAAAAAAAUAUAUUACUUUGCAUUUGAACAAGAUCUCAUCUGUGGGUUUUACUAAAAUAAUACACUCAAAAGUUUUUAGUGCAUUUGUGAGAUGUAAAGCAGGUUAAGCCUAUUGCUUGAAGGAAUGCUGCAUUAUGGUGACUGUUUCCUAACAAACAGAUGGCCGUGGCUUAUAAACGUUCUGUUUUAAUGACACAGAGCCAGCAGCAGCCUAGAGGCCCCCUUAAAAAUACUGGCUCCAUAUUUUUUUCACAUCAACUCAGGCUGUCGGACAAUAUAUGCGCACUCUAUGUUCACUCAGGACACAAAUAAAACUUCCUAUGUUUGUAUCCAAUA